Periconia digitata is the source of this 1464-nucleotide messenger RNA. NCBI's taxonomy places the organism in Eukaryota, Fungi, Ascomycota, Dothideomycetes, Pleosporales, Periconiaceae. The record is from the annotation of a GenBank genome assembly.
UAAUAAAUUCUUCAACAAAUCCAAUGUCAAACACGUCAACAAGAGUGAAGUCAAAACAAAAAAGCUAUACGCCGCAUCCAGGACAAUGGUAACCAGAAAGAACGCGCACUACCUCCCGAGAAAGCAAACGAUGGAAAAGUUCCGGGCUGACUGUAUCGCUAAACCAACAAAAAAAAUCCCGACCGACAAGGUGCAGUAUAACGUGAGAUGGCCUCGCUUCUUCUUCUCUGCAAGCCGUUCAUCCUUGCAAACUUCUUACCAAGAGGUAAGGUCGCUGUCGUGGGUCUGCUUACUCUUGUCCUGUUUCGGCAACUACCAUGUCCGGGCUUUUUGCUCUUUUAUUCUUGAAACACGGUGCAUACAGGCAUCUGCAAAGAAAUGGUUGCUGGCUUUUUUCCUACUCCGGUCCCCCGCGCAUCAGCCUUUUUUUGUUUUUGGUCGUGGUGGGGGUUGCGGAUGUAAUGUACGCGGUGUUGUUCUAGUGGUUUGCGCGGUCAAGGGGUAGAACGAGCGUUCAUCAAACGCGAAUGGCGUAUUAUGUCGACACAGGUAGAGUAGACUGCGUGGCUGGCAACCAUCAUACUCGCAAGCUUCGAGCGAAGACAUUUGCUGCUCCAUCUCCAAUCAUUCCCGAGAAAACCGUCAUCGUCGAUAAUCUACCUCUUUCUCGUUUCCCGUACACCACGUUUCAUGGAUCCAACCAACCGCAUGCGACUAAGGUCAUCGCCGCCCAGCCUAAAAUACAGUCACCCCCGGAGUCCACAAACCCCAACAGCGACAAAAUCGGAUAGUUUUACGCGGUGACACACAUACACACAUAUACAUGACCUCCUCGUGCGCGGUGCGAGCUGCCUUGGUUUCUUGCCUAAAGUGUGGAUGUGGAUCUGUACACUCCCGUCCCACCAUGCGGCUGUGUUUCGAAACAACACAGAAGAAGUGCAUACUUGCUCGCUGCGAAACAGAAUUUCAAGACAUGAAGAACGCAGCAAAUACACGGGCAAAACUGAUAUUGCACAGUAAAUCGCAUAUAGCCCUUUCUUUCCCCAUCCAAGUUAGAGCACCAAGCGACAACUUACGUAGCCCCUGAGAUUCAAGAAAUAUAAAAUUACACGCACCAGAGUCCAAGUCGGAACACCAGUGACAGUCCCGCGAUGAAUGUUGGCUGAAAGAACUCCGUGACGGGCGCGCGCGCGGACGGAGUCCGAUCUGCGUUCGGUGUACGGCUAUGGCGGGGCGCCACAGUGCGAGAGUACGAGGUCACCAUUACUGCUGCUGCGCUGGAAUGAAACGUGUGCACACACUUGCAAACACACACAUAUUGUUUCUUGUGUGAUUGUAGUUCGAUCUUUUUGGUCGAAAGAUCUUGUGUCUGUCGUUGACGAAGAAGAGCCCAUCUCUUUGCCGGGUUUUCCGCGGCUGUGGUCAGACUUUGACAACCAAAAAGAGAAUGUGCUGCGACACUAU